Messenger RNA from Eurytemora carolleeae, 1204 nucleotides. It is a transcript of the gene Slbp, whose product is annotated as histone RNA hairpin-binding protein. The record is from RefSeq and is a predicted model, not a curated record. Gene Ontology annotation, cellular component: histone pre-mRNA 3'end processing complex; cytoplasm. The transcript has 6 exons. The coding region runs from base 102 to 887 and encodes 261 amino acids. Gene Ontology annotation, biological process: mRNA 3'-end processing by stem-loop binding and cleavage; mRNA transport. NCBI's taxonomy places the organism in Eukaryota, Metazoa, Arthropoda, Copepoda, Calanoida, Temoridae. Gene Ontology annotation, molecular function: mRNA binding; histone pre-mRNA stem-loop binding.
AUUUAGAACUUUGCAGAAAAUUAAACUUUUAUAAUAAAAUAUUGAAAUUAGUUUUUUGUUUUUUUUCUCAAUAUUUUCUUGUAAAGAUUUUAAUUUUCUGUAUGAAGUAUAACAAGUUGCCUAGUAGAAUGGAGGGAAGGUUGGGACGGAAAGAAGAUGGAAGAUUAGAUAAGGGAGAAGAGAAGAGGGCCGGAAGAUCAGAGCUGAGAAUAGUAUCAUCUCCAUUAAAACGAGGACGGGAUCGGAAAGUAGAUCUGCGUGAAAAGUUGCGUAAAAAUGCUGGUACGCUUGAUGAAGAUAAAAGCCAGGUUACCGUAACCCAGCCCUUGAAGGAGCUUGAGAUGGAUCCUAGCACACUAGAACGGAGACAACGGGAUAUCACAUACGGAAAGAAUACCAAGGACUAUUCAGCUUAUAGAGAUCUUGUAGAGAAGGAGAAAAGGACUUCUGAUAUGCCUCGUACACCAGACAAGUAUAAGAAGUUCAGCAGGAGAAGAUGGGAUGGUCUGGUUAAAACAUGGAAACUUAAUAUUCACAGAUUCGUCGAGUCUCUGGCAGUGAAGGAGGAAGGAGAGGAAGGAGAACUAGAUGUUAAAGAAGAAGAAGAUAUAAUGGAAGCAGACUCUAGGGAGGAUGUCAAGGAUAAUUGGUCGAUGCGACCUCCACUAACCUCUAACAGUAGCUGGAUAGAGGAAAUAGAAGAGGAGGAGAAAAUUCGCAGCCGACUGUCCUCAUGUGAAUCUUCUGAUCAGGGUAUCAGCUGCCAUACAUCAAGAUCUGUCACCCCAACCAUAGUAGAAUCUAAAUUCGACGCUAAACCCGGGAAAAUCGGCAAUGUGGACGGUAUGUUGGAUGAUGAAGGACGACAGAUAGAUUGGAUUGAAUAAGAUACUUGGAAAUGGAAAAUAUUUGUGCUAUUAUUUUUUGUAAAAACUCAGUUUCAAUUUUUUAUGUUAUAAUGGGAUAAAAAAAGGUCUGAAAGAGAAAAGGCUUUUCUGGUUAAAGUCCUUUAAUUUAUCCCUAUUAUAUCCCCCCCCCUUUUUGGAGAGAAACUACACUAAAAAUACAUACCCUUCUACUAAAAUAGACGUUGUUCAAGUUGAAAACCAUUUCUUAAAUUUCUUAGUUCUCAAUUGUUGUCCAAACGAAAAGUAUGUUUCGUUCUGUAUGUUUGUAUUUUUAUGCAAUUAAAAUCGUAUUUUUA